This is a messenger RNA of Fusarium musae, 948 nucleotides long. RefSeq lists its product as uncharacterized. The record is from RefSeq and is a predicted model, not a curated record. Gene Ontology annotation, molecular function: oxidoreductase activity; zinc ion binding. The coding region runs from base 1 to 948 and encodes 315 amino acids. The transcript is spliced from 4 exons. Lineage: Eukaryota; Fungi; Ascomycota; Sordariomycetes; Hypocreales; Nectriaceae.
AUGACUGUCACGAAUUCCGAAAGAGUACCAGCAACCAUGUUUGCGUGGAGGAAGCACAAAGGAAGUCCGAAGCCGGAAAAGUAUAUCCUAGGCCAUGAAGGCUGCGGACAGAUUAUUGAGAUAGGCAGCAAUGUUCAAGACAACGGACUUAAAGUGGGAGAUAUUGUGGCUCUUCAUGCGGUUCCUGGUUGCAAUCAAGACGACUGUCCUGAAUGUUCUCGUGAUUUGGCUCAACUGUGUGAAAGAGGCCAUCACUCAGGUAUUGGCCAAGAUGGCUUCUACGCACCUUAUACUGCCGUUGAUAUUCGAGCUGCAGUCAAGGUUCCCGAAGGUGUCAGCCCAGCAGAAGCUGCUGUAGCCACUGACGCUGUGAACACAGCAUUCCACGCCAUCACUAGGAGAGGAGAAGUUAAAAAGCAUGAGACAGUGUUUCUAUUUGGUCUCGGUGGCCUAGGCUUCAAUGCUCUACAGAUUGUGCGUUAUAUCGGAGCGAGGGUGAUAGUUUCCGAUAUUCGACAAGAGCUUCUUGAUGAAGCCAAAGCUCUGGGUAUACCCGACAAAGACAUCGUUCCAGUAGGAAAACCUCCUCAGGACUUCAUCAAAGAGAAUGGCUUGGAAGGGAAAAUCGACACCGUUCUUGACUUCGUUGGUACUCAUCAGACAUUCGAAGAUGCACAACAUAUCGUUCGUCGUGGCGGCAAACUUCUUUGCAUCGGCAGCCUUGACACGGAAAAUACAAUUCACAUGAAGAUUGGUACGAGAAAGAGACUUUCUUUCAUCUUCUCUUACGGUGGCCAAGUCAGAGAUCUGGAGAAGGUUCUUGAGCUUAUCGCUUCUGGCCAUAUCAGCCCACGAGUCGAAACCAGAAAGCUUCCGGAUUUUGAGGAAGUGCUUGGGGCAUUGGGUGAAGGAAAGAUCAAGGCGAGAGUGGCAUUACUACAUGACUAG